Molecule: messenger RNA, 1461 nt
Organism: Botrytis porri
Lineage: Eukaryota; Fungi; Ascomycota; Leotiomycetes; Helotiales; Sclerotiniaceae
Exons: 4
Coding region: 1-1461 (486 amino acids)
Cellular component (GO): cytoplasm
Molecular function (GO): oxidoreductase activity
Source: RefSeq, a predicted model, not a curated record
AUGGCGAAUCCACCAACUUCUCAUAAUCUCCCAACUCCUGCCAAGGGUUCCACCGAGCCUUUCUGGCAUUCUGAGAAGCAUCAGCUUCAUGAUUACAGAAGUACGGAUACUCUGCCAGUCAACGAAAUCAUUGAUGUCAUUAUCAUUGGUGCAGGCUAUGCUGGAGUAGCCACGGCAUAUAAUCUUGUCAAGAAUGACACUACGUCUAAUUGCCCCAAGCUAUCUGUCAUGAUUCUCGAUGCAAGAUCUGUCUGUUCUGGUGCCACUGGAAGAAACGGUGGACAUCUCCGACCAGAUCUUUACGGUCACAUCCCAAAAUAUAUCAAUAGAGCAGGUGUGAGAGCCGGUGCUGAGAUUGCAGAGUUCGAGAUUGCACAUGUUCAAGCAUUGAAAGAGCUCAUCUUACACGAGAAAAUUGACUGUGAUUUCACUUUGACAAGAACAUGUGAUGUAUGGAACAACCAAAGUGCUGCUGAUGAGGCUAAGGCUAUCUAUGAUCGGUUGCGCCUGAACCAGGAGUUAAAGUACAUGGAAGAUGUCCAAUUUACCGUUGGUAAAGAUGCCGAAACUAUCUCUGGUGUCAAAGGCGUGAAAGCAUGUUCGACUUACACUGCUGCCACCUUGUCUCCAUACAAGCUUAUUACCUCUCUCCUCGCCUCCGCCUUAGCUACCGGCUCUGUCAACCUUCAAACCAACACUCCUGUCAUUUCAAUCAAGCAAUCAGCUCAUGGGUAUCACUUGAUCGAAACUCCUCGUGGAAUUCUUCGAGCCCGGCACGUCGUCCACGCAAAUAAUGCCUAUGUUUCUGGUCUUCUCCCUGAGUAUGCCAAGAACAUUAUUCCAUGCAAAGGUAUAUGCUGCCAUAUUACAGUUCCGAAAGGUGCUACAAUACCUCCUAUUGACUAUUCCUAUAUCGUUCGCACUGAAGAAGGUAUUCUCGAUUAUCUUAUUCCUAGACCUGAUGGAAGUAUCAUUGUGGGUGGAGCUUCAGCAACAUUUCGUUCCCAUAAAGAUCAAUGGUAUAAUAAUGUGGAUGAUGGGAAGUUGAUUGAAGCGACCAUGGAAAAGAGAUACUACGAGAACUUUAUGCAGCGCACCUUUCGCGGAUGGGAAAACUCGGAUGCUAAAAUCGAGAGUAUUUGGACUGGUGUAAUGGGAUACUCUUUCGAUUCGAACCCUCAUAUCGGUCUCGUUCCACAAAAGUCCGGCCAAUUCAUCAUCGCAGGAUUUAAUGGCCAUGGUAUGCCUGUCAUUUGGCUUGCGGCAAAGGGAUUGGCAGAGAUGUUGAGAACGGGAAAGUCCUUUGAAGAAGUCCGUAUUCCUAUGCCUCUUCCUUUGUUAUUUAAAACGACACAGGACAGAAUUGAUAGAGCUCAAAAAGGUCCUGAAGAUGGUGAUAUUCUUAAUUCAGGGAAAGAUUACGAGAUAAAAUUUGGCGCAUGGAACUAUAGAGUUGAUUAA